UGUAUUUACUUUUUUUCUUGUGUUUUUCUUUUUUUUUUAUUUUUUUUUGGUUUUUGUUCUCGAAAGAUGUUGUGUGUUUUUUUUUUUUGAUAAUUAUAAUAAUGAAAAAUAAAAGGCUGAAUUAUUAAUUUUUUGUUUUAAGGGUAUUUUAACUGUCAUUCAAAAAAACUUAUGUAAUAAGUUUGUUUUUAUGACUGGAAUAUUUCCUUUCAGUCAAAAAACCAAGAGGAACUACGUUUUCUAGCGCAGUGAUAGUUCAAUUACCUAGAAAGCAGGAGAUUCGUGAUUCAAUUUCAAAUGAAGAGGGAUUGUCUUUUUUUCUCCGUUUUAUUGUCAUUCGAUCUCGCUGACAAAAACUUUUAACAUUUGCUCUUGAUCAUUUUUUUUUGUGAGAAGUGUCAAUAAAGGAUAUCUCUUUUAUAGAAUUAAAUUAAUUAAUAUUAAAUAAAUCUACAUACGUGUUACAUUUCUUUAAAAAAUUUUGCAAUAAAAUCGAUCAUUCUCAUGUCUUACAAAAGGUAAGCGCAAAAUAUUACUUUUAAAAGAUACUCGUAUUGACAGUGAAGAAAAUAAGAUUUGACGUGUCACAUAAUAUAGGCGAGUAAAUAUUGAAUGUGUUCUUUACUGCAAAUUCUUUUUUCUAGAAAUUCUGAUAUAGCAAAAAGAAUACGUGUAUCUAUAAUUAAAAAUAGUCAUUAUGUUCUUAAUCAAUAUUUGUAUGGGCUAUAUCUUGAUUGUGGACAUUUUUUUUCGACUUAUUAAGGAAAAAUGUCCGCAAUCAAGAAUCAGGGAGAGAGAGGAAAAAAUGUCCGCAAAGCAGAAUCAGUAGGAGAGAAAAAGAACGAUUGAAUUGUGGAAACAAGACAGGAUUUAUUAAAUGAAAAAAAUUACAGGAAAAUCAAUGUUGAAAAAUAGUUGCAAAAUCUAAAUAGUUUUAAGUUCAUAAUCAUAAUCAUCUUUGUUCAUACUCGGCAUUUUUAUCUAAUUCAUUCCCUUUUAUCUUCUUCGGUUUAAAUACUAUUAUUCACAAUGUAUUUUUAAAGGCGACCUAGAUGACAUGUGAAAACGAACUGUAGACAACCUCGAACAGGUUGAUUUUCUUCCAUUCAACUAUCUAAAUCGAUUAUCUUACUAUUAGGGAAGAUGUAAAGAGGUUUUAAUUGUUCCUUUUUUUGCUUCUUUAUAUUAAUCAAUCAUAUAUUUGACCCCACUCUCUCUGGGAGAAUGCCCGCACAUACAUACAUAUAUAUAUAUAUAUAUUCUUCUAUCCAGGGAAAACAUAUAGAAAAGUAAAUAGCGGUGGAUGACUAGAUAUAAUGAUAUCAUAGAACAAACAAAAGAUAUAUCUAGUCAUCCAAAGAAAUAUAAUCAGUUAAAAAUGAUAUAGCUAUAAGAAAAAGAAAACAAAAGAGACCUGUAUAAGUGAAAUAUAGUGAAAACGAUGUGAAGGGCAGGCUAGUAACAGUCACCCCUUCUUCAAAAGAUAUGUGUCCUCACGCUUAAAAGUGUAACAAAAAAUGAAGAAAACUAUAACAAAUAAUAACAAAAAAAACACUACUAUAUAUGUUUAAUAAUAUGAUCCAAUAGAUAACAAAAAGAGAGAAAAAGAAAAAAAUAUACGUAUAUGUAUAUAUAAAUAAAAGAUGUUUUUUCUUUUUUAUUGAUUUCCGUCGAGAUGGAGUUUUUUUUCCAAAUUCGAUAAUAAUGUUCUUUAGUGAAUAAGCCAUUAUGUAAUAUUUAGUCGACUUCUUUUUGUAUUUGUUCAUUUUUCAUGUCCAAAAAUAAUGUAUUGUCAACGACAUUUAAGUUUCUAUAAUAAAUAUUCAUAAAAAUUAAUAUUUUCUUAAUGUUGGUGAUGGUAGAUUUGUGAUAAAUUCGUCGAAUAACUUCAAAUCUAUAUCUUAUUGCUUGUUUCUUUUUAUUUUUCCUUUGGUUUCUUGUUAAUGAUUCAUGUUGUUGAGAUUGAAAGGAUCUUGUUGUCGUAUAUUGUUCAAUAUCAUCAUCUGAAAUUAUUUAAAUUUCAUUUAAGGGUUCAUCUUGACCAUAAACCCUUUCUUGAGGUUCACUUAAAUGAUGUUGUCUCCAUGAUAAAUGUCAUUUCAUAAUUCCUGGUAAUGAAAUAUCACCAAUAUCAUUAUCACCUAUCAUUUCAUAAGGUUCAUCUCGUACAUGAACCCCGAUUAAUGAAUUUUGUUUUAGUUCAACAAGAAAUACAAAUUCAUCAUCACAUCAUGAAAGUCGACCAAAAUAUAUUUCAUCAUUAGAAAAAUUGGACGAACGAACGAAAAAUUAGCAACCUGAACGAGUACGAGAAAAAAAUCGAUUAAAACAACUCCAUGAACAAGGUAAAUCUGAUCUUUUCCGACCCUUAUCUUCUUAUAGGUAUUAUCAUAUUCACAACAAUGUGCCCAGUGAUUUACUUGAUGAUUUAAUUGAUUAUGCUGAAGUAGUAAAAUAUUACACCAUUGACUAUGCAUUAAAUGAUUGUCUCAGUGUUACGAAAUUAAUGAAUAAAUUACCAUCACCAACCAAAUUUUCAACAUCAAAAAUAACACCAAAUGAUAUAUUUACACUUAAUUAUUAUGAGGAAGAAUAUGAUGAUGUAUCUUCAUCUGAUGACACCAAUUAUCAUGUUGAAAUGAAUGCACUAGAUGAUGAAUUAACAUUAAAAGAUGAUGAUAUUCUUGAUGAACUAAAACAAAAUUCAUUAAUCGGGGUUCAUGUACGAGAUGAACCUUAUGAA
Rotaria sp. Silwood2 is the source of this 2743-nucleotide messenger RNA. NCBI's taxonomy places the organism in Eukaryota, Metazoa, Rotifera, Eurotatoria, Philodinida, Philodinidae. The record is from the annotation of a GenBank genome assembly.